Messenger RNA from Polistes canadensis, 5988 nucleotides. It is a transcript of the gene Usp7, whose product is annotated as ubiquitin carboxyl-terminal hydrolase 7. Gene Ontology annotation, biological process: protein deubiquitination; regulation of protein stability. The record is from RefSeq and is a predicted model, not a curated record. Gene Ontology annotation, cellular component: nucleus; cytosol. Gene Ontology annotation, molecular function: protein binding; cysteine-type endopeptidase activity; cysteine-type deubiquitinase activity. The transcript has 19 exons. NCBI's taxonomy places the organism in Eukaryota, Metazoa, Arthropoda, Insecta, Hymenoptera, Vespidae. Bases 1076 to 4912 code for a protein of 1278 amino acids.
AAACUUUUGAAAACUACUCUUACAAACAUUAUAAUAUUAUUAGUGCGUAAUAGUGCGAUUAGAGACUAUAAUAACAUGUGAAAUGUGUUAAUUAAUUAUUUCAAUAAAUUAAAUCAUUGAUUGAAUAAAAAAGAACUGUUAUAAAUAUUAAGGUUAAACUAAUUAACCUUAACAAGUUUCGUAUGCUAAUUUAAUUCAGUGAAAAUGAAAAUAAUCGUUGUCCUAUUGCAUCUACUGAUCGAAUAGGAUUUAAAUGAAAUCGAUAUUCGAUCAAUUAUUACAUUAAUUUCUCGGCUAACAUAGUAAGAAAACAGAUCAAAAACCUAGAACCGUUGACCGCUUUUAAGCGUGAGCGUCGCCAGCGAUACGGAUUAAUAAUAUCGCAUUUUGGUUGCACGACACAACGACCAAGAAGUAACGGAGAAAGAGGAAGGGGAAGAAAAGAAGAAUAAAGAAGAAUAAGAAAGAAAUAGAAGGAAAAAGAAGAACGCAAAAGAGUAAUAGAAGGAAGUAGAUAGCAGUCCAAAAAGAGGAGGAGGUAUUAUAUCAACGUGAAUAAUUUGUAGUUAAUGUCGUUAAGAUUAGAACGCACGCGCGGCAUUUUCACAUUGAAGAAAAUCGUUUUGUUAGUCGAUCUACGCUAUUCCCGCCCCACCCCUUAAUUCCAGCCGCAAAUAUUGCAUUUUGGAAAAAUCAAAAAGGGAUAAGGAUAAUAAUAAAACAACUAGUCAACAAAAAUGGACUAACAUUGCUACGACGUUGGCAGCAUUACUAGCGACUACAGCGACGACAACAACGAAUAAACGAAGCUUUAACAACGACGACGACUACGACGACACGACGGCGAGGACGACGAGGACGACGAGGCAGGAAGAGGAAGAAAUACUACUGCCUGUAAUAAGUGGCCAUUCGUGUUUAAUACCUGAUCGUCGUCGUGAUUAAAGAAGAUAAACACGCGUACAUACGUACAGACGACAGACGACACAGACAUAUAUAUAUAUACGUACACAAAGGGUUAAAAUUAAAUUAAACAAAUAUAUGUUGUGGGCGUCCCCCGAAAAUACGGGGGCAUUUGAUGGCAACAGAAAUUGGGCGAAUUGCAAGCAAAUAUCAUCAAUCCUCGCCGUGCGCUAAAGUAGUGUCGUCGUUCUCAAGUCGUCCAAGUGACGCUAAUAUUCAGAAUAGAUUGCAAGUUGCUAUCGAAUUGAAAAACGAACAGCAGCAACAGCAAGAAGAAGAAGAAGAAAAAAGAGAAGAACAACAGCAGCAAUCAUCACCUCUACUACCAUCAUCGCCGCCACCGCUACAACAGCAGCAGCAGCAGCAUCAUCAUUAUUAUCACCAUAAUUAUCAUCAUCAACAGCAGCAACAGCAAAAGCAACAGCAGCAGCAGCAGCAUCGUCAUCGUCAGCAACUGAUGAGCAGCGACCCCGCGCGCGAAAAUACGCAGAUACUUGUACAACAGCAGCUUCGCAGACGGAGCUUAACCGCUGGUGCAGCGCCGGUCAAAGUAUCCGCGGAAAUAACCUCGACGGCGGUACCCGCCUCCGAGGUACCUAGCGCAGUCAAGACGACCAUCAAUAUCGGCAUCGCGAUGAACCACGUUAAUGAUCAGGAAAAUCUUAAGCAGCUCAAUCUGACGCCGGUUCAGGUUAACGAGGUCGAGGAGAUGGACACGCAAGAGGAAACACCAAAUGAUGGUGGUGGGGAUACAAAUGAGAGCCGUCCUAUUAAUGGAGAACAAGAAUUAGCGUGUAUAGUACAAGAUCAAGAAAUGGAGGAAGAUGAAGCAAGGUCGGAAGCCACGUUUCGGUACACAGUUGAAACUAUUUCAAAAAUGAAAGAAUCUCAAUUGUCACCCGCUUGUUUUGUUCGUAACUUACCAUGGAAAAUAAUGGUGAUGCCAAGAUCUAGUCCAACUCAAGAAAGACAGUCACAAAAAUCACUUGGUUUUUUUUUACAAUGUAAUGGAGAGAGUGAAUCCACUUCAUGGAGUUGUUCUGCUACGGCAGAACUUCGACUGUUAUCUUGUAAAGAAGGACAACCACCUUUUAGUAGAAAGAUACAACAUCUCUUCUAUAGUAGAGAGAAUGACUGGGGAUUUAGUCAUUUUAUGACAUGGCAAGAAGUAUUGGAUCCAGAUAAAGGUUAUAUCAAAGACGAUUCUAUAACUCUGGAGGUUCAUGUAAUAGCUGAUGCACCACACGGUGUUUGUUGGGACAGUAAAAAACAUACGGGACAUGUAGGUUUAAAAAAUCAAGGAGCUACAUGUUAUAUGAAUUCUUUACUUCAGACCUUGUACUUCACCAAUCAGCUACGUAAAGCAGUGUAUAAAAUGCCAACUGAAAGCGACGAUUCCAGCAAAAGUGUAGCAUUGGCUUUACAGAGGGUUUUUCAUGAAUUGCAAUUUUCUGACAAACCUGUUGGGACAAAAAAGUUGACUAAAAGUUUUGGAUGGGAAACGUUGGAUUCUUUUAUGCAGCACGACGUACAAGAAUUUUUACGCGUGUUGUUAGAUAAAUUAGAGAGCAAAAUGAAAGGUACGUGUGUAGAAGGUACAGUGCCAAAAUUAUUUGAAGGAAAAAUGAUGUCCUUUAUCAAAUGCAAGAAUAUAGAAUACAAGUCUACGAGAGAAGAAACUUUUUACGAUAUACAAUUGAAUAUAAAAGGAAAGAAAAACAUAUACGAAUCUUUUAGCGAUUAUGUGAGCACUGAAAGUCUUGAUGGAGAUAACAAAUAUGACGCGGGAGAGCAUGGUUUGCAAGAAGCAGAAAAAGGUGUUAUUUUCUCAUCGUUCCCACCUGUCUUACAUUUACAUUUAAUGCGAUUUCAGUAUGACCCGGUUACAGAUUGUUCAGUUAAAUUUAAUGAUAGGUUUGAAUUCUAUGAAAAAAUUAAUCUCGACAAAUACUUGCAAAAUAAAGAUCCUGCAAGAGGAAGUGCAGAUUAUACUUUGCACGCAGUUCUCGUACAUAGUGGGGACAAUCAUGGCGGUCAUUAUGUCGUAUUUAUUAAUCCUAGUGGAGAUGGGAAGUGGUGCAAAUUUGAUGAUGAUGUCGUCUCGCGGUGUACAAAACAAGAGGCCAUUGAACAUAAUUACGGUGGUCAAGACGAGGACAUGUCUAUGGCUGUGAAGCAUUGUACGAAUGCAUAUAUGCUGGUUUAUAUAAGGAACUCCGAGUUGGAAAACGUCUUGCAAGAAGUCAAAGAAGAGGAUAUACCUCAAGAGCUGGUGGAGAGACUUCAAGAGGAGAAGAGGCUGGAACAAAUACGAAGAAAGGAGAGAUCAGAAGCACCCUUAUAUAUGACAAUUAACGUUCUUCUUGAGGAUAGCUUCGAUGGUCACCAAGGAAAUGAUCUAUACGACCCGGAGCACGCAUCAUUUCGUAUAUUUCGCGUACGUAAGCAGGGAACUGUCCACGAGUUUCUUGAACUUCUAAGUGAUAGUUUGAGAUAUCCGAUAGAACAGAUUCGCGUUUGGCCGUUUAGUAUACGUACGAAUCAAACCUGCAGACCAACGUUGAUCGAGCCAGAAGCAGAUCUCCAAAAAUCAUUGUACGAUUGUGCGGAUAAUGCGAAUCCUUGGAACGUAUUUGUAGAACUCGUCCCUCCGGAUUCAGAAUUGACAGCAUUACCACCGUUUGAUAAGGACACUGAUGUUUUAUUGUUUUUUAAACUAUAUGAUCCCAAAAAUAAGAAAAUUCAUUAUUGUGGUCAUCAUUAUAUGCCUGUGGUUGCAAGAGUUCUGGAACUCAUACCAAUUUUAAAUGAAAGGGCUGGAUUUCCACCGAACACAGAACUAGCUUUAUAUGAAGAAAUAAAACCAAACUUAGUUGAAAAAAUAGAAAACUUGCUGGAUCCUUUGGAGAAAGUACUCGAGGAGUUAAUGGACGGUGAUAUUAUAGUAUUUCAGAAGGAAGGAGAUAAUAAAAAAUAUGACCUUCCAACUUGCAAAGAAUAUUUUAAGGACCUAUUUUCCAGGGUAGAAGUUACAUUUUGCGAUAAAACUAUUCCGAAUGAUCCUGGCUUUACAAUGGAGCUUUCAUUAAGAAUGUCAUACGAUCAAAUGGCUAAUGCAGUAGCGCAACGCGUAGGCACGGACCCAUAUCUUUUACAAUUCUUUAGGUGUCAAAGUUACAAGGAUUCUCCUGGAUCUGCAUUGAAAUGUAAUUUUGAGGGCAAUCUUAAAGAAUUGUUUUCAUACGGUAAACCUAAAGUAAAGAAAUUAUUUUACCAGCAGCUUAGUAUUAGAGUUAACGAACUUGAAAAUAAAAAGCAAUUCAAAUGUAUAUGGGUUGGGCCAUCUUUAAAAGAGGAAAAAGAGAUAAUACUUUACCCAAAUAAAAACGGAACUGUCGCUACCUUACUGGAAGAGGCUAAGAAACAAGUGGAAUUAUCUGAAAAUGGCUCAGGAAAAUUAAGGAUAUUAGAAAUCACCUGUAAUAAAUUGUUUCCCGGUCCUAGAGACGACGUACUUUUAGAUACCUUAAACAUAUCGGGCGCUAAAAUGUACAGGAUAGAAGAAAUACCAACUGACGAGCUCAAUCUUGCGGACGAUGAAAUGUUAGUUCCAGUUGCGCAUUUUCACAAAGACGUUUUCUCAACGUUUGGUAUACCAUUCUUCUUUAAAAUCAAACACGGUGAACCAUUUCCAAAGAUGAAGGAAAGAUUAUUGAAGAAACUUGGUGUACAAGAAAAGGAAUUCGAAAAGUUCGCGGUGGUUACGAUGGGCAAACCACAAUUCAUUACCGAAUCCCCGGAUAGUUGCAUCGACAUCGCCGAUUUUCAAACUCAUCUGAGUCAAAAUAGCGCAUCGCCACAUAGGCCUUGGCUCGGUCUGGAACACGUCAACAAAGCGCCUAAGCGCUCACGUAUCAACUACCUCGAAAAGGCCAUUAAGAUUUACAAUUAAAAUGUUCAUCGUACCAGAGAGAAGAUGAAGACGAUGAAGAAGAAAAAGAAAAAAGAAGAAAACGGAGAAGAAUAAGAUGAUUUGAGAUUAGGCAGCCACUCAUAUAAUUUAUACGAUUGUAUAGUAAGAAGGAAGACUCGAGUGUAUCUAAAAGAAAAACAAAGAAAAUACAAUCCUUUCUCCCCCUCCCCCACCUUAUUGAAAAUGUGUGAAAUGUACUAUUCGUUCAUACAGCUAGUUAUUAAUGAACGUGCGAUUUUAAUAUUGCCGUAGAAAAAGAAAAAGAAAGAAAGAAAAAGGAAAAAAGAGGUGAAAGAAAAAUUUGAGAACAAAAAGCUUUGUAUACGACGGUUAUUUCAAAACAAAAAGGAAAGAAGAAAAGAGAAAAGAAGAGAAGUGAAGAGAGACUACUGCAAACGAAAGACACGAAACGAUAUUAUACAUAUUUUCUGUGUCAUGAAGAAGAAAACACAUGAAUUAUUAUUAUAUUGAUAUAUGGAUUAUAACAAUUUAUCUUUCGAAACUCUAAAAAAAAAAAAUAAUCAUCAUCAUGAAUUUUAUGCAAUUCUUGGAUCGACGACGACGACGACGACGACGACGCAACGACGAUGACGUUGACGAUGACGACUUAAUUAUUGUACUUCCUGUGACCUGGUGUAACAACAAAAAUGAAUGGAUAUAACAACUACAUCGAGAGGACUACUCUAUUUGCAAGAUCAAUUUUUAUAUAUGUAUAUAUAUAUAACUUUGCCGCGCCUGAAACGAAUCGAUUGCUUCAACUGUAACAAAAAAAAAAAAGAAAAGAAAAAAAAAGUGUGCGCUGCUUUCAGUCUGUUAGCAAUAUCUACAACCAACGUAUGUAAUAUUUUAAUUGAGAUCAUAUGUUUGAGAAUAACAUUAAAACAUUGUUCCUCAUGGACAUAUGCGCCUUAUCAUCAUCAAACGGAUUAACGACGAAAGUAAUCGGAGUUGUGUAUUUAUAAAAUCAUGUAAUAGUAGCUUUACAAAAACAGACCGAAUUUAUUCAAUCGAUACCCGCCUCGUUAAAUCUUUGCACAUUAUAUUCUGAUAAAGAU